UAAAUUAAAACAAAUCAUAUUAUUCACACUUUGCUUCAACUACUCUCUCACUCUCUCUCUCUCUCUAUAGACCAAAGAGAGAAGAAAGUCUUUGCUCGUUUUCCUCUUCACCUGUCUUCUGCAACUUCGAUCCACCACAUACUUUUUUUUCUCUAUCUUCACCCAAAAACAUAAUCACAGAGAUCCCCUCUUCCGUCCACGUGGCUCUCCGUGAGGGGAGGAGGCAAAUGAGGGAAUGUUCUCCUGGUUUGCAAGGAUGGCUCUCUGUUGUCUGCGGCCGAUGCGUCGGUACGGUCGUAUGAACAAAGAUGAUGAUGAUGAAAACGAUGAUGAUCACGAAGGUGACUCCCUGCUUUGGUCUAGGGAGCUUGAGAGGCAUUCUUUUGGUGAUUUCUCCAUGUCUGUCGUGCAAGCUAACGAGAUUGUUGAGGAUCAUAGCCAAGUGGAGACAGGGAAAGGAGCUGUCUUUGUUGGAGUUUAUGAUGGUCAUGGUGGUCCUGAAGCUUCUAGAUACAUCUCUGACCAUCUCUUUGCCCACUUGAUGAGAGUGUCGAGAGAGCAGGGCGGAAUUACAGAGGAGGCUCUGAGGGCGGCGUAUUCUGCAACUGAGGAAGGGUUUCUAACGCUUGUGAGAAGGACUUGCGAGUUUAAACCGUUGAUUGCAGCUGUUGGAUCUUGCUGUCUGGUCGGAGUUAUCUGGAAAGGGACUUUACUUAUAGCUAACGUUGGUGAUUCCCGUGCUGUGCUUGGCACCAUGAGGUCAAACAAGAUUGUAGCUGAGCAGUUGACUAGUGAUCACAAUGCUGCUUUGGAAGAAGUUAGACAAGAGCUUAAAUCAUUGCAUCCUGAUGAUUCGCACAUCGUUGUACUCAAACACGGUGUGUGGCGCAUCAAAGGCAUCAUUCAGGUAUCUAGAUCAAUAGGGGAUGCUUACUUGAAGCGACCAGAGUUCUCUCUUGAUCCUUCAUUUCCACGGUUCCAUCUCCCUGAACGGCUACAAAGACCGGUUCUAUCAGCAGAGCCUUGUGUCUACACAAGAGUCUUGCAAACAAGUGAUAAGUUUGUGAUAUUUGCAUCGGAUGGACUCUGGGAACAAAUGAGCAACCAACAAGCUGUAGAGAUAGUCAAUAAACAUCCUCGUCCUGGAAUAGCGAGAAGGUUGGUGAGAAGAGCGAUGAACAUAGCUGCAAAGAAGAGAGAGAUGAGGUAUGAUGAUUUGAAGAAAGUGGAGAGGGGAGUGAGGAGAUUCUUUCAUGAUGAUAUAACGGUGGUUGUGAUAUUCAUAGACAAUGAGCUUCUUAUGGUGGAGAAAGCUACUGUUCCUGAACUCUCCAUUAAAGGUUUCUCUCAUACUGUUGGACCUUCCAAGUUUAGUAUCUUCUUCUCUUAAACAAAAAAGAAAGUUGUUUCUUCUUUACCAUUUAUUAUUGUCUUUACUCCCACAGAUAUUUUAUUAUGUUAAAAGGGAAAAGGAUAGAACACUGAUGUUGUGGAAUUGUAACUUUUUAUAGAGGAUUCGAUUUUUGUACCAAC
Eruca vesicaria subsp. sativa (arugula) is the source of this 1533-nucleotide messenger RNA. The record is from the annotation of a GenBank genome assembly. NCBI's taxonomy places the organism in Eukaryota, Viridiplantae, Streptophyta, Magnoliopsida, Brassicales, Brassicaceae.